AUGACCGCCACCGCCAAGUCGCGCGUCCAUUCCAGCUCCACCGGCUACGGGGCCGUGGACUCGCCGCCGUCGUCGCCGCUGCUUCCGACCAGGCCGCGCCGCGACUCGACCGAGUACCUGUUCAAGUUCCUCGUGCUGACGCAGGUGUUCAUGUACCUGGAGGCGGGCGCCGUGCCGUCGCUGCUGCAGCAGUUCACGCUCACGUUCCGACUAAGUCCGCAAGAGCAAGGGCUGCUGGGCGCCAUUGUGUACAUCUCCAUCUCGCUGGCCUCCCCCUGGUGCAGCACGCUCUUCCGCCGCUUCGACCCGCGCCAACUGCUCGGCGUCUCGCUUGUGGUCAACAACCUCGCGGUGCUGGGCCUCGCUUGCGCGCCGACUACGGCCUGGUACUCCAAGUCGCUGCUGAUCUUGCUGCGCGGCUUCGUCGGGUUGACUCAAGCCUUCAGCUGCGUGUACUCGCCGCUAUGGGUGCACGACUACGCGCCCAAGGCGAAGCGCGGUACCUGGAUGAGCUAUCUACAAGGCGCUGUGCCCGUCGGCAUUACGCUAGGCUACUUUGCGGGCUCGGUUACGAUCUGGCUGGCGUCAGAAGGACCCGAGGCGGCCGCGACCUCAUUGCAAGGUGUGGUGACCGCUUUGUCAAAGGCAGCGCUGGGGAUCAAUGCGAACUCCGAUCUCGUAGACGGCGCCGACGAAGCCUCGAUGAGGCUUUGCCACGGAAUCUACUGCUGGCGCUGGCCGUUCCUCACCCAGUUUGCACUGAUCAUGCCGCUGUCAAUCCUGAUCUUCUUCGUUCCGCGGGAACACAUUCGACUACGCGCCACUCGUCGCCGCUCCAUCGUCAUUGUGGACGCAGAUGAGGAUGAAGAUACCAGCUUGGAGGAGAGCAACUCCAGGUGGAGCAAUCUCUGGCUGUUGCUGCAGCACAAGGUGUACGUGUUUAUUGUCAUGGGGCUGUCGGGGCUCUUCUUCGUGGUUGCGGGCGUUCAGUUCUGGACGACGUUGUAUUUGGAGACCAACACGGAGGACUCGAUGUACGAGAUUCAUCUCUCGUAUCUACUUGUAAGCGGCACUGGUCCGAUCAUGGGCGUGUUCUUUGGCGGCUGGCUCAUCGAUCAGUUCGGCGGGUACUCGGGCCCGUACCACCAAAUGCAAGCUCUGCGUGUGUGUAUGGUGCUGGGUGGUGCUGGUUGCCUGGCCGCGUUGCCAGUGUCGUACGUGCAUAACACGUUCUACAUCGCGGUGUUCCUGUGGCUCAUGCUCUUCUGCGGAGGCAGCAUCCUUCCAGCCUGCUCAGGAAUUGUGAUUUCAGCCGCGCCACCACGGCUGCGCCCGCUGGCCUCGUCGGUGGCGUACGCGAGCUACAAUCUGUUCGGGUACGCGGCAUCUAACUAUGUCCCCGGCCUGAUCAUGAAUUUUAUCAUCGACCCAAGUGCAGACGCAGAUGCGGAUACCAGCGGUCUCGGAAGUGUUGGAUCAUGCAACGCUGCCUGCACGUACCGUAUCGGCUUCCGCAUCGUGCUGCUUUGGAGUGUUUGGGCUUUCUUCUGCCUCACGUGCGGUGCUAUCGAAUCGGGUCGAAACUAUAGGGCGACCAUUACCGGGCACUACAACGGAAAGCAACAGACAACGGCAACGGCGACCUCGCAUCAACCAGUGUUUAAGAGCGUCGUGUAAGCAAUGCAUGUGGCACCU
Molecule: messenger RNA, 1695 nt
Organism: Phytophthora sojae
Lineage: Eukaryota; Oomycota; Peronosporomycetes; Peronosporales; Peronosporaceae
Exons: 2
Coding region: 1-1677 (558 amino acids)
Biological process (GO): transmembrane transport
Cellular component (GO): membrane
Molecular function (GO): transmembrane transporter activity
Source: RefSeq, a predicted model, not a curated record